Molecule: messenger RNA, 1258 nt
Organism: Cladocopium goreaui
Lineage: Eukaryota; Dinophyceae; Suessiales; Symbiodiniaceae
Source: the annotation of a GenBank genome assembly
UCCCCAGGGUUUGCGAGGUCAUAUCCUAGCUGUGGGGAUGGCAAAAGUGCGCAAGGCGUCGUCGACGCCAAAAGGUACCCGAAAGAGUCCAGGAACUCCCAAGGCUGCCACAGCUGCAUCAGCCAGAAGGAGUCCAGGAACUCCCAAGGCUGCGGCAUCGGUGCCUUCGAGCCCGGAUGCACCGUCACCAGGGCAGAGGAGCGAAGAAUCUCCGGUUGGGAUGACCGACACCUUGUCCGACCCCGAGCCGCAGCCUGCGACCUGCAAAGCAGACAUGGCAUCUGCCGACGGGGAGAGAGCGGAAGGUGCCGAGGGCAGCGAGCCUUCAACGAGAAGGUAUUUCCGCGUGGAAGGCCAUCUGCAUUUGGGGCUGAACCUCACCUUGCGGAAGGUCUAUUCCGAGUCCGAUCUCGAGAGGAGGUGUAAAGGAGACAAAACGAAGCUGGAUCGACUUCAAGGGAUGAUGUCCGGAGAGGGUGACUUGUUAAGAGAGGUGGCGCCACCUCCAAAGCCUCAGAGCAGUGGAGGCAAAAGGAAACAAGAUGAGCUGACCCCUCCAGAUCGGCCGCUCGAGGAGAAGGAGAGAGAGAAGCUGAAACGCCGUGCCAUGAGCCGACGCAUUUGUUUGGGCCAGCUGGUCUGGGAUUGUUCGCAGCGACCACCUCGUGCAGCGAAGGUGACGGCCAUCGCGGCUGAGCGACAGGAGCCCUUUUUGAUUCGUCAUUUGGAUGCCCCUAAGGGGCCCAGCAGGAGCUCUUUCAAGGUUGGCGACGAGGUAAUGGUUCAUGACCGGGUUGGCAUUUGCAUCUGGGACGGGCGGCCAGAGCACCAAUACGCGAGGGUCAGAUGGGAUGACGAUGGCUCUGAAAGCGAAAUUCUGCCUGUCAGUCAGAUCACUGCUGAGAACAGAUGCCUGGAAGAGGUCUUCGUGAGCGACGCGGACUUGGCGCCUUUGGACCUCAGCCAUUUGCUGCACGCCGCAUCGAAGAAGGCGGGGACAGGGCUGGGUGAGGACAAAGAUAUCGUUGACCCCUUGGCUGAGCUGUGUGGACCCGUCGCCAUCCCACCACCCAGGGAGCUGAUGGUCAGGAGCUCGGACACCAGGGAAAAGCUUGCAGUCGGACAGGUGGCGUGGUGCCAUCAGAAGUGCCGGCUGCCCUGGCCCGCGCAGCUCCUGUCCUUCACUGAAGGCGAAGGGUCUGGGAGUGCACCAACAAGGGAAACAUGUCACGUGGAAAAACAUGGCAGUUCAUCUUGA